Messenger RNA from Coccidioides immitis RS, 1785 nucleotides. RefSeq names its product dihydrofolate reductase. Gene Ontology annotation, molecular function: NADP binding; dihydrofolate reductase activity. The record is from RefSeq and is a predicted model, not a curated record. Gene Ontology annotation, cellular component: mitochondrion. Gene Ontology annotation, biological process: folic acid metabolic process; tetrahydrofolate biosynthetic process; glycine biosynthetic process. The transcript has a single exon. Bases 327 to 1235 code for a protein of 302 amino acids. NCBI's taxonomy places the organism in Eukaryota, Fungi, Ascomycota, Eurotiomycetes, Onygenales, Onygenaceae.
UAUUUAUUCGGAGUUGGUGGAGACAGCUUUCUCGAGAUACCCAGGUUUUCAGGCGAUGUAAAAUACCAGAAUUUCUAUUCUAUAACUAAUUUGAUAUUCAAAAGGCAUCAUGGAGUCGUGUUACAAGAGACAAUGUUCAGCUCAAGCAUCGUAGCUGGGUUUGGGUCGCGAGACGCGUCUUCCCACCACACACUUCAAACUCAAAGCGUACAACUCGGUGCUUACAGGUAAAUCUGCCCCCUGAAUUCUUAGUACACGAUUUGAUUAAGCAGUAGACGGACGAGUAGCGUUUUCCUUUCAUCAAGGCCAUCAUCGCGGGCUUUACCAUGUCUCCCCAUUGCCCCUCAGCAUUCGCGAACUCCGCAAAACUACCGCCGCUUACGCUUGUCGUCGCAACAACACCAGUCACCUCCCAUACAAACCCCAGUAUUUCUCGCCUUGGAAUCGGGAAUUGUGGAACACUUCCAUGGCCUCGCAUAAAGUCUGACAUGAGCUUUUUUGCACGCAUAACGACGCGCCCGCCUGCCGCAGCCCAACCCCAGCUCCAUACCCCUAACGCCCUAAAUGCGGUGAUAAUGGGAAGGAAAACAUAUGAUUCCCUCCCUAGCAGAUUUCGACCACUUCCGAAACGGUUGAAUGUUAUUAUAACGCGCGACGAGUCGGGAAUGGUAUGCGAGCGGGCGGCAGCAGAGUGGAAGGCUGCGAGAAAAAGAGAGUGGGAAAAAGCGCAGGAGAAGAAAGAUGAAUUUAGGACAGAGUCCAAGAGCUGUUCGUCUAUGGAGAAAAAUGAUUCAAUCGAGGAAUUGGAGAAGGAGACCCCUGAUGUCCUUGUGUCUAAUGGUAUCGGAUCUGCUCUUCUCGCCCUACGAGAUAGCUUCAACCCGUUUUCCCAGAAUGGUCGACGAAGAAGUCUCGGGAACGUCCUUGUGAUUGGCGGCGCCGAGAUAUACGCAUCCUCUUUAAAUCUAGAUCCCACUGGCCUAGGUUGCAAAAUGAGGAUCGUCAUGACAGAUGUCCGUCGGCCUACUUCGGAAGCCGAGAAAAACGAUCCGUCACGAUCCAGCAAUGGCUUUGAAUGCGAUACUUUCUUUCCGAUUGAUAACCUAGAUGGAAACGAUGAGUGGAGACGGGCUUCUGCGGCCGAAGUAUCAGAGUGGGUUGGCGAAGCGGUUCCAGAAGGCUGGGUAUGGGAUCAAGACAUUGCUCUUCGCUUCCUCGGGUAUGAGCGAAGGUGAGAGUAGGUAGUGGCAAAUACACGCGUGCUUGAUCUACUUCUCACAUAUCUCUAACAUUUAUUGCUGGGAUGGAGUGAACUACCGCAGCACGCACUUUACCAUGAGCUUUUGGGCAGAGCAUCAGUGAGUUACAGUUAACACCGGGCGGAAAACUGAGUCACUUGGCGCCAAACAAUAUUUCCUUCCCUCAUUAGGGGCAAUAUAGUCUCCUUACAAGCCAGCUCUUAUGACUUAGCUAGCGCUUAUAUAUAUCCUUGCCUAUUCUUGCUUUAUUUUACUUACUUCUCUCAUACCAUGUUCAUCUGAUAGAGAAAAUGAACCAGGCAUCGAUCGGUUUGUGCACUUACCAAUAUGAACAGUUUUGAGGCUGACUGAAGACUGAAACACAGCCUCUCUCUCGUCAGGAACUCCCUUGGGAAAGGGUAUGGUUUGCAAUGCAGAGUAUAUUACUGAUAUUUUCACCGUCAAGGUGUAUAUUUUAUGAUCCCUAGCAAUGCGCACACUACUAUAUAUAUAAGUUCAAGGAAACACAGAGUAUGUUAUCAGGUCA